Messenger RNA from Aethina tumida (small hive beetle), 2023 nucleotides. Its product is annotated as U3 small nucleolar ribonucleoprotein protein MPP10. Gene Ontology annotation, biological process: rRNA processing. The transcript has 4 exons. NCBI's taxonomy places the organism in Eukaryota, Metazoa, Arthropoda, Insecta, Coleoptera, Nitidulidae. The record is from RefSeq and is a predicted model, not a curated record. The coding region runs from base 64 to 1860 and encodes 598 amino acids. Gene Ontology annotation, cellular component: nucleus; Mpp10 complex; small-subunit processome.
GUCACACGUGUUUAUUUUUAAAUUGUGAUAUUUGGAAUGUUGCGUUAAUAAAUUAAAAUUACAAUGAAUGGGAAAACAAAAUUGUUACGAGACAUAACAGAUGAGUUCGAAGAGAUUUCAAAGAAUCCGGAAUGUUUCUUAAACUCGGAUGUUCAGCUUCAUAAAAAACUAAGAAACAAUUUAAAGCGGACGUAUGAUUUGUCAAAGAGGGAAGAAAUAAAAUCAAUUCAAUCAAAUGCUCUACCUACUCUUAUUAUAAAAAAUUUUGACUUGGAACAAAUAUGGCAACAAAUAGAAUUACAAAACGAUUCUGUAUUGACCCGUUCGCUAACCAGUGUUAGUAAAAUUCUUGUGAAUAAAGAAAACCUUUUAUUCAAAAAUUUGGAGGAGAAAUACAUGGAAAUAAAUGACAAUGAAGAGCAUAAUAAAGAAAAUGUUAAAGAAUCUAACGCUAAUGAAAGUGAUGAAGAAGAAGAUGAUGACAAUCCAUCAAAUAGUGAUAACAUGGACAUACAUAAUGAUAUCUCUGAUGAGGAAAAUCAAACAAAAUCACAGUUUAAUAAACCAAACAAAAAAUCUGUAGUGGAUGAUGAAUUCUUUAAACUAAGUGAAAUGGAGGCAUUUUUAAAUGCUGAAGAGAAAAAACUGGAUGAUCCUGAUUCUGGGAAUGAUUCUGAAGAAUCAGGAUCUGAUGAAGAAGGCAGUGUUGAUAUGUUUAAGGAUAUGUCAGAUGAAGAGGAUCCUGUGAAAACAGCAAAGUAUAAAGAUUUUUUUGUACAAAAGGAGGAAGAAAAGAAACCGACCAAAAGAAAUAAAUUUUUAGAAGAAUUUGACAGUGAUGAAGAUGAUGAUGAUGAUGAGGAAAAUGGUGAAGCACCAAAGUCAUCAUUGGAAUUGAGACAAGAGAGGUUGCAGAAAAAAAUACAAGAAUUAGAAGAAAAUGCAAUAAGUGAAAAACCUUGGCAACUAAAAGGUGAAAUUACAGCAGAAAGUAGACCUCAAAAUUCGUUAUUAGAAGAGAUUGUUGAAUUUGAUAUGACUUCCAGACCUGCACCUGUUAUGACUGAACAAACUUCCUUACAGUUAGAGGACAUAAUUAGACAAAGAAUAAAGGAUAAAGCAUUUGAUAGUGUUGAGCGUAAAGCAAAACCAGUAGACACACCAUUGGAAUACAAAAAGAAAUUGGUAUUGGAUCAGGAAAAGAGCAAGGAGUCACUGGCUCAGAUUUAUGAGAAAGAAUAUUUGGAACAACAGGCAGCUUUGGACCCAAACAAUGCUGAUAAACCAGAAGAAGAACCAGAACUUCACAAAGAAAUUAAAAGUCUCAUGGGUAAAUUAUUUAAUAAGUUGGAUGCAUUGUCCAAUUUCCACUUUACACCCAAACCAGCAGUACCAGAACUAAAAAUUAUCAGUAAUUUGCCAGCAAUUAACAUGGAAGAAGUGGCUCCUGUUGCAGUAAGUGACGGAGCCCUUCUAGCACCUGAAGAAGUUAAAAACAAAACUAAAGGAGAAAUCUUAGGUAAAUCUGAGCGAACCAAAACUGACAUGAAACGAGAAAGAAGGAAAAAGAAAUUAAAACAAAAGCAUCAUGCUCAAGAGAAAGAGAAGAGAGAAAGCAAAACUAAUACUUCUAAUAGAGGUUUUAGUAAUAAACGUAAUCAACAAAAUGCAGAGACUUUGAUAAAGAAGUCUAGAAAUAUAAAUAAGAUGGACGAAUCUACUGGUUCGAAGAGUCUUAAGUCGUCAUCAGCUUUCUUCACGCAACUGCAGGAUGAAGUUCAAACACAUAUUACUAAUAAAGUUAAUAAAACUAAGAAAAACACUGAUUCCAAAACGAUAUCUUCUAAAAUUAAGUUGUAAUUUAUAGAUGAAUAAAAAAAAUAAAUGAAUCUUUUUAAUUUUUGUUACUGAUUUAAAUCAAAAGCAUUUUAAUACAUUUAAAAGCGUAUUGUGUAGAUAUCAAUCAAAAUAUUAUUUUAGCUAAAAAUAUUUGGCAGCUCGGGUAUUUCUAAUACAAGUUUAA